CGACAUGUUGCGUGUAAACGGAAACGAGUUGACGUUUGAGCGAACAGUCCAGUAGUCGUGUGCCGGUGGUAUUUCCUCUCUCCCCCGACAAAUCCCAGGAAAAUUCACUCUCAAAAAACCUAACCUCAACCUAAGCAUGGAUAUAGAUGAAGAUGAUUUCGUCUUCUACGGUACACCGAUAGAGCGUGAGGAAGAGCUCAACAGUCGCAAGAAAAAAGCCGUCGCUGAAGCUUCCGGCCAUCUCCGUACGCUUCCUUCUUGGAAGCAAGAGGUUAGAGAUGAAGAAGGAAGGAGAAGAUUUCAUGGAGCAUUUACUGGUGGAUUCUCAGCUGGUUAUUACAAUACAGCUGGUUCAAAAGAAGGAUGGACUCCUCAGUCGUUCACGUCUUCUCGGAAAAAUAGAGCUGAAUUUAAACAGCAGAGCAUGCUCAACUUCUUAGACGAAGAUGAGAAAGAGGAAUUGGAAGGUCGAUCUUUGGGGACGGCGUCCCAGUUUGAUACGUUUGGGUUUACAGCUGCUGAAAUUGCUCGCAAACAAGCCGAGAAGGAACAGCAGCAGAGACCUUCUGCUGUUCCUGGACCUGCUCCUGAUGAAAUAGUUCUUCCAGCCACAGAGUCUAUUGGUGUAAAAUUGCUUCUGAAGAUGGGAUGGAGACAUGGUCACUCAAUCAAGGAUUCACACGCAAAUUCACUUUACAAGGCUCGUAGAGAAGCAAGAAAAGCUUUCCUAGCAUUUUCAUCUGAUGAUGCAAAAUCACAGCCUGAAGACUCUGAGCCUGGUGAGGAAGACCACAAAAGCAUUUUAGACCACCAGCCUAUUGAUGAUGGUUUCCCCUCUUCUCAAAGCACACCUGUGUAUAUACUAAACCCAAAGGAGGACACACAUGGUUUAGGGUAUGAUCCCUACAAGCAUGCUCCUGAGUUCAGAGAAAAGAAAAGAACACGUGUAUCUGGAAAAAGAGGUUCUGGGAAUAAACAAGCUUUAUCUAUCAAAGAUAGUCUUUUUGGCUUGAAGUCAGGAAGGGCUGCGCCUGGUUUUGGCAUUGGAGCACUUGAAGAUUAUGAUGCCGAAGAUGAAGAUGUAUAUGCCACUGCUUAUGACAUUGAAGAUACAUAUAUCCAAGAAGAUGAAGAGCCCUUGAGAUCCAACACUGAAAAUAAGCCAAAAUUGGUUUGGAAAGAGCAGGGUGUUCUACCUGGCUUUAAAGUUGCAUCGAAUUCUGACUACCAGUUGGAGAGAUUUGAUCCUCCAGUAAUUCCAAAGGAUUUUUUGCCGCACCAUAAAUUUCCCGGUCCUCUUGAAUUUGACAAGAAGCCUGCCACUCUCUCCCCCCCUCCCCCGGAGGUUCCUCCUCCAGAGGAUGAUAACUCGAAAGUCUUAAUUGAGGGGGUUGCAACUUUAGUUGCUCGAUGUGGUAAAUUAUUUGAAGAUCUUUCUAGAGAGAAGAAUCAAUCAAAUCCUUUAUUUAGUUUUCUUACUGGAGGAAAUGGUCAUGACUAUUAUUCAAGAAAGUUGUGGGAGGAGCAACAGAAACGUAAUGGUCAAAAGAAGAUCGCUUUGGAUGGGAAAUUAUCUUCAAGUGUGGACAAGAUGACUGUAGAGAGCCGUGGCAAAAUUUUAGGGGAAAUGCCUUUGGAAAGAAGCUCAAGAGAUUUAAGUUCAUCCAUUGCAUCUGUAAAUGUCAAUCUCCCGUUCAAUCUUUCAGAUACAUUUACAAAGCCUGAAUCUUCUAGUGAGUUCCCAGAAGUAGCAAAACCAUUCCAAGAUGAUCCUGGAAAGCAAGAAAGAUUUGAGCAGUUUCUCAAGGAAAAAUACCAAGGAGGGAUUCGCUCGACAGCUUCUGCUGGAGCUAGCAAUAUGUCGGAAGCAGCUCGUGCACGCGAGAGAUUAGAUUUUGAGGCUGCAGCUGAGGCAAUAGAAAAAGGGAAACUCAACAAGGAAAACAAACUUAGUCAGCAGCUCAUGGCGUUUCCUGCCAGUGGAGGGAUGCAAUUCACUCUUGGUGGACUACAGCAAGGUAAAGAUACUCCGGAUGAAGAUUUAGCAACUAAGAAAAUUUACCCCAGAAGGGAAGAAUUUCAAUGGCGUCCUUCAUCUGUCCUGUGCAAGCGCUUUGAUCUAAUUGACCCUUCUAUGGGGAAGCCGCCGCCACCUCCACGGAUGAGAAGCAAGAUGGAUUCUCUAAUAGUUACAUCAGAUUUAAAAGCAAUGAAAAUGGAGGAAGCUUUUAGUGCAGAUAGAAAUCAACCUUUGGCUCUUCAAUUUUCACCUCAAGAAGUAAGCAAAGAUGUAGUUGAUAGGGAAACUGAACCCGAGGUUCAAGUUGAAAAUGUGGAGAGGCCAGUUGACCUCUAUAAGGCUAUUUUCUCUGAUGAUUCUGAUGAUGAGAUGGAAGCCUCAAAUUUCAACGCAAAGGAGGAUCCAGAAAAGAAGAUUGAGGUGGCUCACUCAACAUUAAAUCGCUUGAUGGCUGGUGACUUUCUAGAAUCACUGGGGAGAGAACUGGGAUUAGAGGUCCCUCCUAAUCCACCUUACUCAACAAAUAUUGCCAGGUCUUCUCAUCAAAAAGAAUCUGCAAUUGCCAAUGCUGGUAAUGAUAAUAUCCCGUCAGUUGAAGAAAAAUCAUUUUCCAUUCCUAUUGCCCACGGUGUUUCCCAAGAAGAAAGGGUGGCUAAUGAUGAAAAGACCGCUAAAAAGGGUGAGUCCCGAAAGGAUGAACAGCCUAGGCCAUCUGAAGACAAAUCUGACAAAGUUUAUUCAGGAAAGAUAGCCCAAGAAGAUAAGAAGAAAGCUAAAUUGCCUCGUAGUGUCCAUAGAAAAAGGAGCAGUACAUCAUCAGAAGAUGAAAGGAGUAGGAAACGGUCUAGGCGACAUCGGGACAGUACUAGUGACUCGUAUAGUGAUUCAUCUAACGAUCAUCGAGACCGAUACCGUUCUAAGUCAAAAGGAAGAAAGAAAAGGUCCUCUCGAGAAAAGAAAAGCAGCAAAAAAUAUUCUAAACAACAUAAGCAUGGAAGCAGGGACUCCCAGUAGAUCUUGCUAUGGUACUGAAAAAGAAAAUUCGGAAGCCAAGAGAGAGGAGAAAUUUGAGGGAUUGAACAGUAAACUUCUUUUUCAGUACAAUCAAAUUAGAACAACCUGCUGGAAAAAUCUGUGGUUUGAUACUUUUGUAAAAGAAUCACCUCCUAAUAGGAAGUUCUUAUUUCGUAGCCUUUUUGGGGUAUCCCUCCCGUAGUACAUUGGAUGGGCUACCUCAGAUGUGCCUCCAUGCUUGUUCUGAGGCUUCAUAUAAAAAACCAGAUCUUUUUGCUGGGAGGUAUGAUAUGGGAGUUAAUUUAUUGCAAAUUGCAAUAUUGAAGCUAAAA
Populus trichocarpa (black cottonwood) is the source of this 3366-nucleotide messenger RNA. Its product is annotated as G patch domain-containing protein TGH. The coding region runs from base 137 to 3034 and encodes 965 amino acids. The transcript has 16 exons. The record is from RefSeq and is a predicted model, not a curated record. NCBI's taxonomy places the organism in Eukaryota, Viridiplantae, Streptophyta, Magnoliopsida, Malpighiales, Salicaceae. Gene Ontology annotation, biological process: mRNA processing. Gene Ontology annotation, molecular function: RNA binding. Gene Ontology annotation, cellular component: nucleus.